AUGUCGUCCGACCGCAGCGGCCAGCGGCAAUGCCGGCGCGGCGCCACGGGCGACGUCGAGCUCGACGCGGCCAUGGCUCUCGCCGACAUGGCCGGCGUCCCCGCAGCGCCUUCCGCCGGGCAGCAGAACCCCGCGCCGCCGCCGCGGCACGCCGAGGAGGAGGAGGAGGAGCUGGCCAGCACGAGGCUGAGCCUGGAGCUGGGCAAGGUCGGCAUCCAGGCGUCGCCCUGCUCUAGCAGCUCCAGCGCCGGCGGGUGCCCCUCUCGCGCGCAGCAAGCGCUUCCGGCGGCCACGGCAGGGACGGCCGGCUACGGGCCCAGGCCCCGCCACGCACUCACCGAGGCCGAGAAGGAGGCAAAGCGGCUGCGGCGCGUGCUCGCCAACCGGGAGUCCGCGCGCCAAACCAUACUCCGCCGUCAGGCCAUCCGAGACGAACUGGCGAGGAAAGUUGCGGACUUGUCGUCGCAGAACGAGAGCAUGAAGAAGGAGAAGGAGACGGUGAUGCAGGAGUUCCUCACGCUCCAGGAGACGAACAAGCAGCUGAGAGAACAGGCACGCCAUCAUCUUGCCUAA
Molecule: messenger RNA, 573 nt
Organism: Lolium rigidum
Lineage: Eukaryota; Viridiplantae; Streptophyta; Magnoliopsida; Poales; Poaceae
Product: bZIP transcription factor 16-like
Exons: 4
Coding region: 1-573 (190 amino acids)
Biological process (GO): regulation of DNA-templated transcription
Cellular component (GO): nucleus
Molecular function (GO): DNA-binding transcription factor activity; sequence-specific DNA binding
Source: RefSeq, a predicted model, not a curated record